Fusarium odoratissimum NRRL 54006 is the source of this 1824-nucleotide messenger RNA. RefSeq lists its product as uncharacterized. Bases 223 to 609 code for a protein of 128 amino acids. Lineage: Eukaryota; Fungi; Ascomycota; Sordariomycetes; Hypocreales; Nectriaceae. The record is from RefSeq and is a predicted model, not a curated record. The transcript is spliced from 2 exons.
UGGUCGCUGAUGGACUGCGUGUGGUAAAACAAUUAACCAACUACAGACGAAUGCUGCAACACUACGAAGCACGUAUCCAGCAAAUAGAAACGAGUGCCCUUUGCGUCAAGGGAGCGGUCAGUGAUUGCGAAAUGCAAGCUGUGCCCUACCUGCAUUGGAUCGCAUCUUGUCUUGGCCCUUGCUUGAGGACAAGACCAAUCCAGCAAUCCCUCAAUCCUGCGAAUGCCCUCCCCCUCUUCCCAAGUAGGAAAAAAGAACAGCCAGAGUUGGAGUGAGUUGAGUGUCAGCCAGCCCUGUGGGAUGCAUAUGGUGUGGUGUGCGGCUAUCAAAACCUACUCUUGCCCGAAGCGACGGGAAGGUUUGGGCGCUGAGCUAUCUCGGGACAACGUAUGCCAGGGCAGAAGAAGCAGAAGCAACCCGAGGAUCGACCGCGGCCAGGGACCGAUUCUGGGUGUGUUGGGCGCUGGAAGAAUGGGAAGUCGGGCCUGGAAGGGAGGGACAGGGCGUGCGUGGGGGAGAGAAAACGGAACGGAAGAGGAGAGAGGAAACUUGAGAGACAUGAAAAAGCAACCAAAGACAAACGCAUCAAUCAAUCAUCAGAUUCGAUAAAUUACAAGACAAGACAAGAGAUGAGACAAACCUAACUCCGAACGAGUUCAUCAAUCAUUCUCCGAAUCGUAAGCGGAUGGCUUUUGAUCCGAAUCGAAUAGACAAAAAGGAAUGAAUCAUCUGCGAUCAUCCAUGGAGGAGCGAAAGCAACGGAACUCCCACUCGCUCGCUACAGGCUACAACAGCACCAAUGAAGCAUCAAUACCUCGGGCUGAUGAGUGAUGAAUACGUUGAUUCGUGUCGCAAAGUAUCACAUCACAUCGUAUCCAAUUCGCAAGCGAUUGCUGCGCUGCGCUGACUCUGCCGUAAUCACCUACGAUUACAUUAUACGGUGCUUGUGACUCUAUUGAUGACUGUGACUUGUGUCCCAUUGCCGCCCGCGCAGCCCGUGAUUUGGUAACUUGACCCGCGGGAGGGAGGCUGUGAUCCAGGCGACGGCAGCGAAUCGCACACGGUGUAAUUGGUAUUGUGGUUGCUAUUCGUAGCUUUUCGCCUUUUGGCUUCUGACUUUCACCUUGGGCUUGGGGAUCUGGAGGAGGCGUUUUUUUCACCCCCGGAUUACGAAAAGCCACAGGGCAGAUGAGACCAAGCCGGCUUGCUUGGGGACAAGCAAAUCAGACAAACAAGUUUGAGGUGUCUUGGAUGAGAGCGGAUUGUCUUGGACGCUGAGUCUUGUCUUGUGUUAUUGUUGAUCUGGACGUAUCCGUAAAUGAGAUGCAAUGCUGUGAUCCGUAUGAAAAGGUCUUGCUUAUCUCACCGUCUGUUGGGGAUUUACUUAGGUUUGCACAGGUUUUAUUUUUACAAUAGCAAGUUACUUUCACGGACGGCACAGCUCUCAGCUCGUCCGUCACCGCAACACGAGUGUGCAUACAUACAGUCAGUCAAUGCUGGUAACCAUCCAUUACGAGGCUUAUCAAUUUAUGCUUUGCUGUUGUUCCUAUCAAUAGCAAACAACAAUACAACGCAGCGCAACGGUGAACAACAAACUUGAUUUCUGGAAGACUUCGGCUUCGUCUUUACGGCGCGAUCUCGGCACAUUCAACGAGUUGACCCGAGCGCGAUAAGCCAUUCUCUACUCUACUUUCCUCUGCUGGACUCUAUUCAAGGAGUCUUGGCGAAUUCUCUGAUUGAUAGAGAAUAAUAGAUCUGGAUACCGAGUUGGCUACCCGCUCGGCCACACGCCCCCCAUAUCUCGACACAACCGCCACAACCAGA